AUAUAAGGUAUUUCUUGUAAAAUUAAAAUAAAAUCUUUUGAAAAUAUUUUUAUAUAGGCAAAAAUAGAAGAAUAUAUUGAAGAAAUUCAUCUUUGUUUUUAAAAUAUUAUAUUUUAGAAAUAAAAAUAGGAAAAUAUAUUGGAGAUUACCAAGGAGAGACAUAAAUAUUAAAUUUUGAAUUCUGUAUACUGUAAUUCAAUUCAGACAUAAAACACGUGUUCCCAUUAAUGCGUUUCAUCUUCUUUCUCUGUUCGAUUCGAACCCCUAGAUACUCCGGUUUUGACUCUGAGAUUGUAAUUCCUCCAUCGUCAUAACAUAAUCCUACACACCAAUUUCGACGAAUGCUGAAAUAAAACAAAAAAAUGCCAAUAGAGACAACCGAGAACGAUGCGAGGCCUUUGAUUUUAACCGGAGGUGGUGGUGGAAGGAGGUCGGCGAGGAGACAAGGCCUGAGAGAAGCAGCAGAGAGGUUACUCAGACAUGCAAGCAGCGGGAGGACGACGACGAUGACGGCGAGAGAGCCGUCGAUGCUGGUUCGCGAAACAGCGGCGGAGGAGCUCGAGGAGAGGCAAAGCGAUUGGGCGUACUCGAAGCCCGUGGUGGUUCUUGAUUUCGUCUGGAACCUCGCCUUCGUCGCCGUUGCGACAGCUGUACUCGUGCUCAGCAGCGAUGAGAAGCCCAAUACGCCGCUUAGGGUUUGGACCGUUGGGUAUGGGUUGCAGUGUGUGAUGCAUAUGGUCUGCGUUUGUGUUGAGUAUCGUAGGAGGAGGAGUAACAGGAGUCCUUCUUCUUGUAGUGAAAGCAAAAGUUUUACAAAGCAUCUAGAGUCUGCAAAUACAAUGUUGUCGUUUAUAUGGUGGAUUAUUGGAUUCUACUGGGUGUCUUCUGGUGGCCAAGAGCUAGCACAAGGGUCACCUCAGCUUUACUGGUUGUGUAUAGUCUUUCUUGGUUUCGAUGUGUUCUUUGUGGUUUUCUGCAUUGCACUGGCUUGUGUGAUCGGCAUUGCUGUUUGCUGCUGCUUGCCUUGCAUCAUUGCGGUUCUGUAUGCAGUUGCAGAACAGUUGAAAAUGCAGGAAGGAGCUUCUAAAGAAGACAUUAACCAACUUACGAAAUUCAAAUUUCGAAAAGUUGGUGUGUCUACUUUUGAUGAAGAACAAGCAAAAGGAGAUUCAGGAGGAGUGAUGACUGAAUGUGGUACAGAUUCACCCCUCCAACAUACUCUUCCUCAUGAGGAUGCAGAAUGCUCCAUUUGUCUUUCAGUUUAUGAAGACGAGACAGAGCUAAGAGAACUUCCUUGUGGCCACCAUUUCCAUUGCAAUUGUGUGGACAAAUGGCUUUACAUUAACGCUACUUGUCCUCUCUGCAAAUACAACAUCCUCAAGAAUAGCAACUAUGAAGAUGGCGAGGUAGUCUAACACAGAAGAAGAAAAAAACUUGCAAAUAUGCGGAUACAUGUAUCACAUUAGCAGCGAGGAAGCCAAGAAAUAAAAAAAAAGAGUUCAAAAAUUGAUCAAGUUGUAGUUUUAUCUUUUGCUUGUUGUGUUAUUGUAAUACACUGUUUAGUUAUGUUGUUUUAACAUUUUCUGGUUCUUACUUGCUCAACAAGACAACAUCUUGUUUCAUGAUUAGUGGAUAGCGUAAAUUCUUAUUAACUGGAAGAAGACUCGUUUGAUACAA
Raphanus sativus (radish) is the source of this 1677-nucleotide messenger RNA. RefSeq names its product E3 ubiquitin-protein ligase At1g63170-like. Bases 363 to 1415 code for a protein of 350 amino acids. The transcript is spliced from 5 exons. NCBI's taxonomy places the organism in Eukaryota, Viridiplantae, Streptophyta, Magnoliopsida, Brassicales, Brassicaceae. The record is from RefSeq and is a predicted model, not a curated record.